This is a messenger RNA of Anastrepha ludens (Mexican fruit fly), 2311 nucleotides long. RefSeq names its product protein maelstrom 1 (gene mael). Gene Ontology annotation, cellular component: P granule; nucleus. The coding region runs from base 159 to 1703 and encodes 514 amino acids. The record is from RefSeq and is a predicted model, not a curated record. NCBI's taxonomy places the organism in Eukaryota, Metazoa, Arthropoda, Insecta, Diptera, Tephritidae. Gene Ontology annotation, molecular function: sequence-specific DNA binding. Gene Ontology annotation, biological process: male meiotic nuclear division; piRNA processing; spermatogenesis. The transcript is spliced from 6 exons.
AAUCAAUUCCAGCUAGUGCGUAAAAUUUAUUUGCUUGUCAACAAUUUUAAUUGUUUCACAAAUUGAUAAACCAAAGAAAAGUUUUUGGGAAGCUUUAUUUUCAGCUCAAAAAAGAAAACUUAUUAAUUUAGUGCAGCAUUAAAACGAUAUAUUCAAAAAUGAGGAAAAAUAAAAAGCCGAAUGGUUUUCUUACGUUCACUAAUGAAUGGAAGUCAAAGUAUGGUAAAAGGAUGACUUUGAGCCAAGCUACGGAAGAAGCAGGCAAAAUUUGGAUUUCGAUGAGUAUGGAAGAACGCAGCCCUUAUAAUGAGCGCGCUAAACAAGAAAGAUCUAAAUUAAAAUCUGCACCACCGAAGCUAACCUGCACAGGGAAACCCUUAGAUCAAGUGGAAAAAGAUUUACAAGUGGCAGAUCAAUGGAAUGUUCAGAUGAAAAGAAAUAUAGAGAUGGUGGUGCGCAAUAGUGUCAAUAAUGACCAACUUAAAACGCAGUCAUAUUUUUUUGUAAUGGUUAAUUAUUUUGUGAAAUCGCUCAGGGGUGAUAUCUAUGUACCAGCCGAAAUAUCUGUUGCUGAAUAUUCAUUGCAGGAGGGCGUUUGCCGGAAAUAUCAUACGUUAAUAAAUCCUGGUCGCGACUUGUACGGUCUGCAGUUUGAUGCGCAAGAUCAUGCGGACCGCACCCACAAGCUUCCGUUGCCACCAAAUGCUUUGGGUGAAGAGAAUUUGGGUCUGAUUUAUAAUCAUGUAUUGGACUUUGUACGCGACCCAGAAACUGGAGAUUAUCCACCCAUUUAUACACAUCGUGAUUCAAUACCAAUUGUUAAGUCUGUAUUGGACUUCCUCAAAAAUUCCAGUUCAACUAAUGUUGAAUUGAAGGUAUAUUCCAUACAAUACCUUUUCUUUAUACUCAAGGAAGCUACAGCAAAAGAGGGCGACGUACGAAGCCCAAAAUGUCACUACAUAACUGAUGCUUGCUUUGACCGUGAUUUUUACGAAUAUCAAACCGAUAUUGCCUGCAAUAAACAUGAAGAGAUGGACAAAAGUAAAUAUUGUACACAAUCGUGUGUAACCCGCUGGGGAUACAUUUUCUCGGAUUUCAUGUGUGGUGACGUCGCUAUCUCUGUGGUAGAAGGACGGCACAAACCGAUUCGUACGGAUGUAGACCACAGUGGCAAUAACAAUCCGGCACCACCGAGUACUUGCUUCGAUACUGAAUCACAAAUUUCUGGAAAUAGCGAAAGCACAUACGCCACCAGGCCAUUUUCAGAGAACAGAGUUUGUUAUGAUGACCACAAAACAUUUAUGUCGGCACAUUCAAGUGCUAUCGGUACCUCUACGAACAAUAACCAGACCAAUGACUUUCCGUAUUUGGGAGCUAGAAAGAAAACUUCAAAAAUUACUUCACUUUCGCCACCAAGAAGCAGUCGCUGGAACACGGAAGGUUUUGAUGGCAGAACACUUGAUCUUGAUUUGUGCGACGGUGGGAAUCCGUGGUCAAUACGUUCGCGUGAUGUGCCACGCGAACCAGAUACAUCGCACUUCGAUAUCAAUUACACUCGCGACGAAACAACCGACAAUGAUAGGCCUGGAACUUCCAGUGGUUAUGGACGUGGAAGAAUGCGUAUGAAUCAUUCUGCCACUAGCAAUACAACUGCAGGCUCGGGACGUGGCAGGCUAUGGCGAAAUCCCGACUACUGCAAUUGAUUAAACAAAGUGUUUAAUUCUAAAACUAUGUUUAUACAAUUAAUGUAUAUCCAAAUAAGGCGUAGAGUAUUAGCAAAAAGUGCGCGUAUUUCAAUAUUUAAUUGUAAGUAAAAAAAAUUACAAAAUCGUUACAAAAACAUGCACAAAGAGUCCCUAUCCAACAUGUUUGAAAUUUAACAGAAGCAAAAUCCAUUAAGGGCAAUCACAACCCGUGCAUAUGGCCUUGAUUGUGCAUAAUUCGCUGCAUUUGCAAAAUUUCUGUUGCCGUGAAAUAUGAAUAUGCAGGCAUAUAUGCAGCGGAUUGUGCUUACCCUUAUAAAUUAAAAAAAAAAGGAUUUUGGAUUAGCUAAAGUAGUUUUGUCAGAGCGUAUUUUAAUACAGAUACAUCUACAAAUACAUACAUAAUACAGCAGAUAAUGUAAAAAAAGCCAUUUCGAUAAAAUUUCUGCUUACACGCUUUGUGCAUUUUGGGUAACGAUAAGUACGCGAAAAACACUAAAUUUUUACUUAAUUAAUUUUCAUGUUAGAUCUGUUUGAGUAACUUGACUACAAUAUUAAUGUACAGUGAAAUGUGUUUAUUAAAUAAAAUGCCGCACACUUAAAACAAA